AUGCUCGCAGCUUCCGUUCGCCGAAGCUCAUAUGCUCUGCGAACCUCAUCUCGACUAAGCUACCUUGAGAUUUGGAAUUUCGCUCAGCAAAGAGGUCUUGGUCGGGCACAGUCAGUUUUACCACUGGUCGGACGGAGGAAUAAUCAUCAUGAGUCCUUGAAACCGUUACAGCAGACUAAGGAUAUCGAGAGCAUUACCACCCCACUUGAGCGCUAUAAGAACGCAGUUGAGUUUCCGAAUGCAACACAUACUUUUCCAUCCUUAUUGAAAAAUGCCAGCCCGGGGGACACCGUUGUCCUUCAUGGAUAUUUGGGAAACCGAGCAGACAUAUCGAAGAAGCUAUCGUUUGUAAGAUUGACGGAUCCGACAAUGAGACAAAAUAUACAAAUCAUCUCCUCUGCGAAAAAUGAAGUUCAUCAACAACUAAAGUCUCUUCCCAGCAAUAGCCCUGUUGCGAUCCAGGGGACAGUCCAGGCGAAGAAAGGAAGUGGUGAGGGUGAACGCGAAGCUCCAGAUGUUGAGAAGAUUGAUAGUCUUGAAAUCAGCCUAACGAAUAUUUGGCUUCUAAACGAGUUCUCCAAGGACAUAAUCAUGACAUCCGAGACUGUCUUUCCUGCGGAACAAAGGCACUUGCAGCUACGAUCAGAUCGUGGCCUUCGCGAAGCCCUCAGAUUUCGCUCGGAAGCACGCAAGGUGUGCAGAGAAGAGCUUGAAAAUAUGUCUCCGCCAUUUAUAGAGAUAGAGACACCAUUGUUGUUCAAGUCUACACCUGAAGGGGCACGAGAAUUUAUAGUUCCCACCCGCCGCAAAGGCCUGGCGUACGCUUUGCCUCAAAGUCCUCAGCAAUAUAAGCAGAUUCUCAUGGCAAGCGGUAUACCUCGAUAUUAUCAGUUCGCGCGCUGUUUUAGGGAUGAGGAUCUCAGGGCUGACCGACAGCCAGAGUUCACGCAGCUUGAUUUGGAGAUGUCAUUUGCUACCGGCGAAGAUGUCAUGAAGUCCAUUGAAAAAGUGGUCCGGAAACUUUGGUCAAGUCUACUCAAUAUUGAUCUCGGCACACAACCGUUUACAAGAAUGCCCUACCAGGAAGCAAUGGGUCGGUUCGGCUCCGAUAAACCUGACACCCGUCUUGGAAUGGAGAUUGUCCGACUUGAUUAUAUGCUACCAGUGGAUCUCGUGCAAAAGAUCACGCCUCUCACAGAUCCUAUUGUCGAAGGUUUCAAGCUAGAGAGUGAAGACAAUGAUCCAUCGAAAACAUUAGAGCUCGUCACCCGCUUCCUUGACUCGCCAGCUGGCGUUGAGUUCAAUAAGAAUCCAGAUGGUGGUCCUGGAAUAUUUGUAUACGAUGCCAAGAAACCCCUUCGUGGUCUCAUGCCGUUUGGCUUUGAGGCUGCAGAGCGAGUGGAAGAGCUCUUAGAACCUGACCACGGUGACCUCAUCGUUUUGCAGGCGCGCAAAAACGCUCCUUUCUCAGGGGGAUCAACGCCUUUAGGAGACCUUCGGAAAGCUCUCCAUUCGGAGGCUGUCAAGGCAGGUGUCAAGGAGGCACCGAAAGGCUUCAACUUCCUAUGGGUUGUGGAUUUUCCACUCUUCUCACCAAUUGAUGAGAACGAACCGGGUCAAGGUGGCACAGCGGGUCUCGCAUCUACACAUCACCCUUUCACUGCACCGAAAUCAGCAGCUGAUGUUGAUCUAAUGGUGGCCGACCCUGCUGCAGUCGUUGCCGAUCAUUACGACCUAAUAGUCAAUGGUGUUGAACUGGGAGGUGGCAGCCGACGUAUUCAUGAUGCUCGUGUACAGGAGAUUGUGUUCAGGGAUAUUCUCAAGAUGCCAGCCUCGCGCCUAACCGAGUUCUCGCAUCUACUAGAAGCACUCAAAGCCGGAUGUCCACCCCAUGCAGGCAUUGCACUUGGAUUUGAUAGGUUGAUUGCUAUCAUGCUAGGCAAGGAAUCUGUCCGUGAUGUUAUUGCAUUCCCAAAGUCGGGCAAGGGAGAGGAUGUUAUGGUGGGCUCCCCGAGUGAAUUGUCCGAAGAUGUUUUGGACACCUAUCAUCUCCGUCUAAGGCAAUGA
Talaromyces marneffei is the source of this 2067-nucleotide messenger RNA. RefSeq lists its product as uncharacterized. NCBI's taxonomy places the organism in Eukaryota, Fungi, Ascomycota, Eurotiomycetes, Eurotiales, Trichocomaceae. Gene Ontology annotation, cellular component: cytoplasm; mitochondrion. Gene Ontology annotation, biological process: aspartyl-tRNA aminoacylation. Bases 1 to 2067 code for a protein of 688 amino acids. The transcript has 3 exons. The record is from RefSeq and is a predicted model, not a curated record. Gene Ontology annotation, molecular function: aspartate-tRNA ligase activity; ATP binding.